AGAUGUAGUGCGCAACGGGCAACGUCAGCUGCCCCCCCUGCAACGCUGCGGGACCUUGUGGGCCUGUGGCAGGAGCUCUGGCCCCACUGCAGCCACUGGGUUCUGUGGACUGUGGAGAUAUCCGUAGCCUCACCUCUCGUCACCUCCACUUCUACCCGCUAACCGGACCACGCCGGGCUUACCACCAUACGCCACCCAAGCUUGUGCGAUAUUUGCGUUUUUGAGCUGCAUACUGUGCCGAGGAGAAGCUAGGUCCACGUUUCCAAUUGAAAUUGCGGCCAGCAGGAAACAGGACGAUCACCGACAGUUCCCAAACAACGAGGCGCCCGCAACCGCAACCGCAACCGCAGCCACAGUACCUAGAUAGCCAAGGCCAUGGCGCCGCGCAUCGAGGCUCAGGAAAUCGAGACGUACUGGAACAUCUUCUCGUCGCGGACAAAUGGCGGCAAGUACCUGACGGGAGAGCAGGCGGCGCCCGUGCUCAAGAACAGCGGCCUGCGCGACGACCAGCUAGAGCGCGUGUGGGACCUAGCUGACGUCGACGGCGAUGGCACCCUCGACUUUGAGGAGUUCUGCGUGGCCAUGCGCGUCAUCUUCGAUCUAUUAAACGGGGAAUACUCAGACGUCCCCACGACGCUCCCCGACUGGCUGGUCCCCGAGUCCAAAGCCCACCUCGUCCAGGCAACGCGCGCCCUCACGGGUAAGGCGGUGCAGUUCGAGCAGGUCGAUGACGACCCCGACGAGCCUGGCCUCAAGGACGGCUUCGACUGGUACAUGAGCCCCGCCGACAAGUCAAAGUACGAGCAGAUCUACCAGGAGAACAGGGACCAGCGAGGCGAGGUAUCAUUCUCGGCGCUCGAGGAUCUUUACGAGUCUCUCGACCUGCCCGACACCGACAUCCGCUCAGCAUGGAACCUGAUCAAUCCGUCGGCCGGCUCGUCCAUCAACAAGGACGCAUGCCUGGCCUUCCUGCACAUACUCAACUACCGGCACGAGGGUUACCGGAUCCCGCGCACGGUGCCGGCGUCGCUGCGCGCGAGCUUCGAGCGCAGUCAGAUCGACUACCAGGUCGACAAGCAGCGGACGGCGGGGCAGUCGCGGUGGGCGACCAAGGCGGACGAAGAGACGAGCACGGGGCGCAAGGCCAAGUUCGGCGACCAGUACCUCACGCGCCUGGGCCGCAGCGGCUUCAAGUCGUCGGGCACCGACUUCAGCACGGCCAAGACGGACGACUGGGAGGAGGUGCGCCUCAAGAAGCAGCUCGCCGAGAUGGAGGACAAGAUGGCCAAGAUCGAGGCCGACGCCACGCGCCGGUCCGGCGGCGCCAAGCGCGACUCCAAGCCCGCGCUCGUCAAGCGCGAGCUCGAGCAGCUGCUCGACUAUAAGCGCAAGGCGCUUCGCGACCUCGAGGAGGGCGGUAGCCUUGGCGGCGGCGGUAGCCUUAAGAGCGUCGGCGAAGACCUGCAGACGGUGCGGGAACAGGUCGAGGGCCUCGAGGCCCACCUGCGCUCGCGCCAGCAGGUGCUCGAGCAGCUGAGGAGGGAAAUUGACGACGAGAAGACGGGGAGAUGAGAGCAGUAGCAGCUGCUGCUUCCCCCUGUCCCCCCCCCUUUUUUUUUAAUAAUGAAAUGAUAUGACAUACCGCUCGCUAGUUUUGGGUUUUCGGGUCUCGUCGUUUCAGUACCUUGGUAUAUCCAUCGAUCUAUGCCCUCCUCUAUUGUGAGUUGAAACGCCUAACCAUGUGUGUUGGAACUCUGGCCGUGGUGAACUCUAUAUCCUUUCUGUCCCCGUUAAGGAGAGACAUGAUGUUGCAGCUCUCGGCUUUCCUUGUAGGACGGCGGGAACGCUCUAGCCGCGGUAUUGAGGGCGGCGCUGGACCCGGAAUAAGCAGCGGCAAGGGGGUCAGGGAGCAUGAGACUACUGGGCUAUGGCCCUUGAUAAUUCCGAAUCGGGAUCUUGUAUAUAUAAUCAAAGGCAAGCGAGU
Lasiosphaeria miniovina is the source of this 1984-nucleotide messenger RNA. RefSeq names its product actin cytoskeleton-regulatory complex protein end-3. Gene Ontology annotation, biological process: endosomal transport; endocytosis; actin filament organization. Gene Ontology annotation, molecular function: calcium ion binding; protein binding. The record is from RefSeq and is a predicted model, not a curated record. The coding region runs from base 376 to 1572 and encodes 398 amino acids. Lineage: Eukaryota; Fungi; Ascomycota; Sordariomycetes; Sordariales; Lasiosphaeriaceae. The transcript has 3 exons. Gene Ontology annotation, cellular component: cytoplasm; plasma membrane.